Molecule: messenger RNA, 6737 nt
Organism: Sclerotinia trifoliorum
Lineage: Eukaryota; Fungi; Ascomycota; Leotiomycetes; Helotiales; Sclerotiniaceae
Source: the annotation of a GenBank genome assembly
CACCACGAUUUGACCAUCGUAGGGAUUUCGAUACGAAUUCCAAAUCUAUUCAUUCAUUCGAGAUUUGUUAUGGUCAUACAAUAAACGAUAAGAAUAUCAUAGAUAUUAUCUAAUAUUUACAGCUAGGAUUUCUUUGAGCUUUAUUACUUUUCCACCUUUACUUCCUCAAAGCAACGCGAUCAACACAAAUUCUGAACCACCCUUUUCAAAUGGUCCUCUACGAAACGCAUCAAAAAAUCGUCUGAAGGACCGUUUUCAAGAUGGCAACUGCGGUACUCGAUGUCGACUACUUGUCGGCAUAUUUGAGCGUGCCGCAACAAACUCUAAGCACAGUUAUUGAUAACCCUACUGCCGAAUUAGUUCGUAGUGUCCUUGAAGCUGUUACUGCAAAAGCACGCGAACAUGAUGAGUUGGCGGCGGAUAAGUUGCGAGUUGAUAUCGAGCUUGAGAAUGCUGUGAGAAGUUCAGAGACGCGCAUUGAAGGACUUCGAUCGAGUGUGGAAAAGGCGCAGAAAACCGUGGAAGAGCUGAGGAUUAAGCUCAAUGAGGAGGGUAAGCCGUCCAAUAUUAUGGUAACAUAUUGCGGCGCUAAUUUUACUUUCAGAAAAUUCAAGAUCAUCUCUUGAAAGCGAACUUCAAACCUUGAAAUCUAGUUCCUCGACAUCGACAUCUGAGCUAGAAACUUUAAGGUCUCGAAUCUCAUCACUCGAAUCCUCCAAUCGCGAUGCACUAGCCGUCAUCGAGUCAAAGACGACUGCUAACAGUGCUCUUGCACAAGAUCUACAGAAGCAACACCAGAAGGGAUUGGAACUUGGUCAACAAAUCACAGCUUUACAACAAUCCGUGCAAAAUGCAAAUUCUGCGGUAUCCAGUGCUAAAUUCCGAGAGCAAUCUCUGAAGCAAGAAGUUGAGCUAGCCAAGCGCAAUAAUGAAUGGUUUGAGAAUGAAUUGAAGACUAAAAGCGCCGAGGCUUUGAAGUAUCGCAAAGAGAAGGGUGCACGAAUUGCGGAAUUACAGCGCCAAAAUGAAGAGUCUACUUCUAAUGUCGAGUCUUUAAGACGUACCGAACAAGCUUUACGAACUAGGUUGGAUGAGGUUCAGAAGAAAGCUGAGGACUCACUUCACAAGAUACAACAACUUCAAGAAGCUGCUGCAAAGACUGAAGAAGGUUUCCGUCAAGAAUUAGAAAGCGCGCGUCGUCUCGCGGAAUUGCAAGCACAACAAACCGAGACACAUCGACAGAGAUUGAAGGAGGUCGAAGGAGGAAUAGAAAAGAUGAAGGAUGAUGCUGCAGAGGAGAUUGGUAGAUGUCAGCAAGAAGUUGAGGCGGAGAGACAGGAACGAGAACAGGCGGAGCAUCGUAUCUCAGAGCUUGAAGCCGAGAUUGAUCGACUUGAAGCUCUUGUAUCAUCACAACCUCGUCCUGGCUCAGUACCAUCAACCCCACAACGAGGACUCAAUGGUUCAGUGUUUGGAAGAUCUGGUUCACCUGCUCAAUUUGGUACACCUGGAUCUAUGCGCAGUAAGUCGUCUAUUACCGCUACUCAAGCUAUCGAUGAGCUCUACAAAGUCAAGGGUCUAUUGGCUACAGAAAAGAGACGAAGUGAACGACUUACGGUGGAGAUGGAGGAAAUGAUGCAAGGACUCGAAGCAAAACAACCAGAGUUAGAAGAAAUGCAAGCCGAGCAUGAACGUCUUCAACAGGAGGUCGUAGAGAUGUCAAAGUUUGUCGAUCAAACUGGCAAGGAGCGUGAUCGCGCCAAGAAGGAUGUUAGGAAAGCUGAAAGUGAGGCAUCUACCGCAAAAGCAGAGGUGAACAUCCUUCGACAGCAACUCAGAGAUCUUAGCGCUCAAAUCAAGAUGCUUCUUUACGAUUUAGAUGCGAGAGAAAGAGGAUUAGCGACUUUGAAUGCUGGUGAGCGAGCACAAAUGGAGCGUCUAGCACGAGGAGAGGUUAGCGAAGAUUCAUUUGAAGGAAUGACUGAUACGGAUCGAUUUAUCAGUCAGAGACUCACUGUCUUCCGCAGCAUUAGUGAAUUGCAAGAGAAAAAUCAGGAGUUGCUCAAGAUCACGAGGGAGCUUGGUCAGAAGAUGGAAAGCGAAGAAGCUCAAGCUGCCAAGAAUCAAGCGGUUCAAGACCAUGAAGAAGUACAAAAACUUCAAGCAAAGGUUGAAGACUUGAAGGAUGAGUUGAGAUCUAUGAUCACCCGUUCAGAAAGUUAUAUUAAGGAAAGAGACAUGUUCCGCCGUAUGCUUCAACACCGAGGACAACUUCCAGUCAAUUCCGAUCUCGCAUCUAUGUUUGGUCAAUCAGUCGAUGGCAAUGGUGCCAUGUCAACUAUUGAAAAUCCAAACCAAAAGGACAAUGCUAAUUAUGCCGCAUUAUUACGCGAGUUGCAAGGCCACUUUGAUCAGUAUCGCGAAGAACAAACGGUUGAUCGACGCACACUAAGAGAGCAAACAGAACGACUUUCAUCGGAGAAGGCUGCACUUCAAGCAGAGAUUUCCAAGGUUAGCAGUCAAUUGACACUUGCUAAUGAACGCUACGAAAUGUUACACUCCAACUACACACUGUUGCAGAGUGAAAAUAGCGAGUUACAGAAACGUUCUCAAAUUCUUUCCGAGGCUGCUGCUAAGCAAGACUUAAAGACACAGCAAGUAGCUGAGGACUUGAUUGAAGCAAAGGGAUUGGUGGAGAGUAUGAGAAAUGAGACCGCUAAUCUCAAGGCUGAGAAGAAGCUUUGGAAGGAUAUCCAGGAUCGCCUCAGUCAGGACAACGAGAAUCUCACCAACGAACGCAGUAGACUCAACACCCUCAUCGCAAACCAACAAACCCUUCAGAAUGAACGCGAGCUAUCAGAGUCGGAGACAAGAAGAAGACUUCAAUCCCAGGUAGAAUCUUUGGAAUCUGAGCUGAACACCACAAAGCGAAAGCUUAAUGAUGAAGUUGAAGAGAGUAAGAAAGCUCAAUUGAGAAAGGAGUACGAUACUCAGCAAAAUCAAAGGAGGAUUGACGAGCUUGCAGCAAGUCUGAGUCAAGCAAGAGAGGAGCUGGUUGCUGCGCAAACAUCGCGCGAUCAUCUCCAGGCUCGUGUAGAUGAGUUACACAUUGAGCUUAGGAGUGCAGAGGAACGAGUUGAAUUAUUGCAGCCAAGACCAACCCCACGGCCAGGCACCAAUACUCAAAACACCGAUGGACAAUAUACAGCUGCUGAAGAUGAAUCUUUAAGCCGUGAACAAGAGUUAGGAAUCGAGCUUUCUGAAUUGAAGAGAGAUUUAGAACUAGCAAAAUCAGAGCUCGAAAAUGCAAAGCAACAAGCAGAGCAAUUCAAAUCUAUCAGUCAAUCGUCUGAGGAGGAGUUGCAGAGUCUCAAUGCGACGCUGGAUGAAUGCCGUGAGGAGAUGGAUAUGAUCAUCGAGGAGAAAGAUGCGAAGAUCCGCGAGCUUGAGCAACGAGCCGAAGAUAUUUCUGCCGAGCUCACUAAUUCUAAUAAUGAGUUGACGGCCCUUCGAAACCAACAGGGUGAAGUAGCUAGACAAGCUGAGGAGGAGAAAUCUGGACUCGAGGCAGAGAUUGUACGUUUGAAGGAUGAGCAAGAGAAACAUGCCACGGCUGCAAAAUUCCAUCAAGAAGACCUUCGCGCACAAGCAGCAAUCGCCACCAAAGCCCAGCAAGACUAUGAGAAUGAGCUUGUCAAGCAUGCCGAGGCUGCUAAACAUCUUCAAUCUCUACGAGUUGAAUAUAAUCAACUGAAGUCCGAAUCUGCAACAUUGAAAGCGGAGGCCGAAUCUGCCAAGGUUACUUUGAAUCAGAGCGAAGCCUCUUGGGAGGAACGACGUGAGCAAUUCGAACGAGAGUUAAAUGAGUUGAAGACUAGGCGAGAUGAUGUCAAUGCACAGAACAAGCUUCUACACCAACAGCUAGAUAAUGUUUCUUCACAAAUCAUUGCAUUGCAACAGACACGCUCCGCUGGUCCGGAUGCAUCGGAAGCUGGAUCCCCAGUUGUGGAUGGAACAACAGAUCGUACAGUGGAAGGUUUGCGGGAGUUGAACACAUAUUUGAGGCGCGAAAAGGAAAUUGGCGAGGUUCAAUAUGAUAUCAAGAUUCAAGAAGCCAAGCGACUACAACAACAACUUGAAUACACUCAAGCUCAACUUGAUGAGGCUAGAUUAAAGCUUGAUCAGGAACGACGCACUCAUGCUGAUGGUGGUAAAACCUCCAUUGCACACAAGGACCUCAUGGAUAAACUUAAUGAGCUCAAUCUUUUCCGUGAAAGCAGCAUCACUUUACGUAAUGAGGCACGUCAAGCUCAAUCUCAACUUGCUGAUAAGACCAAACGUGUUGAAGAACUUUUGGCGCAAAUUCAACCAUUGGAGACAAAGGUUCGUGAAUUAGAACAUAGCAAAGAAACCAUGGAGGGUGAAAUGCAUUUGUUGCAGGAAGAUCGAGAUCGUUGGCAGAAACGUAACCAAGAUAUACUUUCCAAGUACAAUCGAAUCGACCCAGCUGAAAUGGAACAAAUGAAGGAAGCCAUUGAAACUUUGCGAGGUGAGAGAGAUGCCUUGUUAGAGGAACAACAACCAUUGCGGGAGAAGGUACAAACUUUGGAGAGCUCUAUGGAGAAUGACAGAGCACAAUGGCAAACUACCCGACAAAAGUUAAUUGAGCAAGCCAAGGAGAGAAAUCGCACUUUGACCAAGGAUAAGAAUGAUCGAGCUGCAGAGAGAGAUGUGGCCAUUUCCGAGAGGGAUUCACUUCAAGAACAACUCACUUCACUUCAGGAGCAACUUCAAACUGCCAUUGAAGAAAAGGAAGCAGCAGAAGCCAAGCUUGCGGAAGUACAACAAGAAUUGGAAGAAGUUAAGACCCAGCGUGAUCAGGCAUUGGCGAACGCUGUUCAAUCUGUUGCAUCUCCCAAAACUCCAUCCGCACCUCCAGCAACUGCUGCAGAGAGUAAUGAAGCUGUCAAUGCACAGCUUGUUGAACUUCGUAAGGAGCGUGAUCAGGCAAUCUUGGAGAAGCAAGCUCUUGAACAACAAAUCACAGAACUUAAACAACAGCUCGAAACCGUCAAUUCUGAGAGAGACGCUGCUAUUGCCGAGGCCGCUGAAGCACGAUCACAACAAAAGGCUCAGCCAUCUGAUACUGCGGUAGACGAUGGUGCUGAAGAAGGACAGAUCGACGAAAGUCAUAAUAGUAUCUCAGAGGAGGAGAGAAGCGCAUUGGAGGCACGUAUAGCUGUUGCUGAAGCAAUGGCUAAGGAGCGUGAUGAAAAAGCGAAGGAGAUUGAAGAAUCUAUGGAAGCUACACUAAAACAACGUUCCGAUAAGAUGAAGGCGGCUUUGAACAAGAAACUCGGCGAAUCCAAGGAAGCUGUUAGGGUGCAACUCGAGGCUGAUUUCAAAUUGAAACUUGAGCAGGAGAAACAAAUUUGGCUUGCAGAGAAUAAAACUGCUGAUUCUUCUGUCCCACCACCGACACCAUCUGCACCCAAGACAGAAGAAAAUGCCAUUCCAGCCACCCCCGCCACUCCAAGUAAAGUUGCUGCACCAUCGGCUGAUGGCUCGGAUCUUUCGGAUGAACAAGUUCGACAUCUUUUAUCGACAAACCCCACAGUCAAGAGUAUUCUUACCAACAACUUGAAGAAGCUUCUUGAAAAAGAAACGCAAAAACUCAAGUUGGAGCAAGAUAAACUCGUGGCGGAAAAGCUAGCUGAAGCGCAAAAGAGAUCUGAAGCUACUUUGACUGAAGCUCAAGCAAAGGCUGAUCACACACAAGCUCAAGCUGUUUUGAUGGCGGAGAAAAAGUCCUCAUUGAAACUCAACAUGUUUGACAAUAGAAUCAAAAUGGCCACUGCAAAGAUUGCAGUUGUUGAGAAAGCUGCAAAGGAUACACCAGAAAAGCCUGUUGGUGAGGUGUGGGAGAUUGCUAAGAAUGCCAAACCUCCUCCUGCAGCACCAGUUGUACCAGUCCUUACAACGUCGACGCCUACCCCCGCCGCUCAAGCGGCUCCAUCUCCAGCGGUCAAUACUACACCAGCUGCAGUGCCACCCCCGAAUGUUCCCAUUACUCAAUUUGAUAGCGCAGCCGCUGAAGAUAUUAAGCCCGAGGAUACUGAAGCUUCAAAGAGUGGUAUACCUUCAGGACCACGGCCAAUAACUCCAUCGACAAAUGGGGCCUCUUCAUUACCUAUUAGUAAUAUCCCUUCUGUAAGUAAGCCCUUUAAACUCUUUUGCAUCUAGCACUAACCAAAUAUAGGCCCCUCAAGCAGGGAAUCAGUCACGACUACCACAAAUGCGUGGUGGUAAUCAAAAUCGUGGUGGUGGUGGUGGUGGUGCUCGUGGAGGAAUCUAUCAACCACGUGGAGGAGCAGCAGGCAGAGGAAGAGGUAACCUUAGUGGACAACGUGGAGGAAUGAACGCCACUACUCAAAGUUUUAGUCCGAAUGCACAGCCUGGGCAAAAGAGACCUGUACCAGAAGGUGGUCAGCAAGGAAGUGGAGGAAAACGUCCUAGGGGAGGAGGAGGUAAUUAGUUUAUUGGCAAAAGUUCAGUUGCAUUUGCAUGUAUUAUAUUUCAUGGUUGCAUAGGCAGCCAUAGCUUGGCCUUUUUUUAUGCUAAGAAUGAGUGAAGGAAAUAUUCAGGGAGUUACGGGAAAUAUGUAUGAAGAAUAGUAGCGUAGCUAUCUAUACAUAUGAUGAGUAUUGAGGCAAAUGAAUAUCAGGAGUAUUUGGAGA